Messenger RNA from Abrus precatorius (Indian licorice), 571 nucleotides. RefSeq lists its product as uncharacterized. Gene Ontology annotation, cellular component: nucleus. The record is from RefSeq and is a predicted model, not a curated record. The coding region runs from base 22 to 411 and encodes 129 amino acids. The transcript has 5 exons. Lineage: Eukaryota; Viridiplantae; Streptophyta; Magnoliopsida; Fabales; Fabaceae. Gene Ontology annotation, molecular function: RNA binding.
GUUACAGAGAAUUACGUUACCAUGGCUACCGUAGCUGCUGGCGCUGCUGUAACUGCAAACGAAUCCCCCAAGAAGAACAGAAUUCAGGUUUCCAACACUAAGAAACCUCUUUUCUUUUACGUCAAUCUCGCCAAGAGGUACAUACAACAGCAUAACGAGGUUGAGCUUUCUGCUCUUGGAAUGGCUAUAGCUACAGUUGUUACAAUUGCCGAGAUUUUGAAGAACAAUGGACUUGCCACUGAGAAGAAAGUGUUGACAUCUACGGUUGGCAUGAAAGAUGAGAGCAAAGGUCGUCUGGUGCAGAAGGCAAAGAUUGAGAUUGUGCUGGGGAAAUCUGAGAAGUUUGACUCUAAUAUGGCUGCUGCUACCACAAAAGAAUCAGAAUCUGAAGCUGCUGAAGACAAAAAGUGACAAAUAUGGGACAGCAAGGUCAAUGUGAAGCUGUUGUAGUUAUUAUUCUGAGUCUUUUGUACGUUGCUUUCAGAGAAGUAAAUAGGGGAGUAGAAAAAGGUCGUAAAAUUACAUGGAUAAGGCAGCAAUGAGUGGUCAAAGUUGUAGAGCACGUAUUUAA